CUCCUGAUGCAGUUUAUUGUGAUGAUUCUGGACCGUAUUUUUUAUCUCAAACGCAGCAUGCGUGGCAAGCUACUCGUCCAUGUGGUCACGGUCAUUGGCUUGCACAUUUACAUAUUCUUUGUGCUUCCCAUUGACACAAACCGAUCGUUCCCCAACAACGGAGUGUUGGUCUUUAUUUACAUUCUCUACCUCGCGUACUGGAUAUUUUCCUCAAUGCAGCUGCGCACGGGCUAUCCCAACUUUGUGCUCGGCAACUUUCUCACUCGUAGCGUGUCGAUUCCAGCCUACUUGGUGUGGGUUAUCUACCGUGCAGUUCCAUUUAUGCACGAAAUUCGUGUGCUCUUGGACUGGACCUUCACCCCCACCAUAUCUCAGUUUCGUUGGUGGCAGAAAGUCGAUGCCAUUUAUCAUCAGUUGUACAAGAACCGAUACUUCUUGGCAAGGAAGAAGGUCACUGACGUGAAGCGCGGUGGCUAUGCUAAGAAGCAGGCUUUUGGGCCCAAGUUGGGCGGAGGGUUUCUCUUUUCCUUGGGUCUGCUGAUUGUGAUUUGGCUGCCCCUGAUUUUGAUGGCAGCCUUCUCAAGCCAGACGGCCUCUAACCUGCCCGAUGCAGCUUCCAUCACGGUUGCGCUUGGAGAAAACACACCUCCCUUUUACUCG
Monosiga brevicollis MX1 is the source of this 660-nucleotide messenger RNA. RefSeq lists its product as uncharacterized. Gene Ontology annotation, cellular component: membrane. Gene Ontology annotation, biological process: regulation of membrane potential; detection of mechanical stimulus; cellular response to mechanical stimulus. The annotation marks the transcript as partial. The transcript is spliced from 3 exons. Gene Ontology annotation, molecular function: monoatomic cation channel activity; mechanosensitive monoatomic ion channel activity. The record is from RefSeq and is a predicted model, not a curated record. NCBI's taxonomy places the organism in Eukaryota, Choanoflagellata, Craspedida, Salpingoecidae.